Tupaia belangeri chinensis (Chinese tree shrew) is the source of this 2430-nucleotide messenger RNA. RefSeq names its product cyclin dependent kinase 2 (gene CDK2). The record is from RefSeq and is a predicted model, not a curated record. Gene Ontology annotation, molecular function: ATP binding; cyclin-dependent protein serine/threonine kinase activity; cyclin binding. Gene Ontology annotation, cellular component: nucleus; cyclin-dependent protein kinase holoenzyme complex; cytoplasm. Gene Ontology annotation, biological process: signal transduction; regulation of G2/M transition of mitotic cell cycle; regulation of gene expression. Lineage: Eukaryota; Metazoa; Chordata; Mammalia; Scandentia; Tupaiidae. The coding region runs from base 231 to 1271 and encodes 346 amino acids. The transcript has 8 exons.
GGAGGGGCGGGGCCUCUGGUGGCGGUCGGGAACUAGGGGGGAGGCGGCAACAUUGUUUCAAGUUGGACAAAUUGACAAGAGCGAAAGAUACACUGCGUUCCAUCCUGACCUGGGGCCACGGUGCUAGGCCCUGUUUCCCGCUCCUUGGCCCGGGAAAGCCCCGGCCCGCUCUCUGUCGGGUUCCCAGGCCCCCGCUCCAGGGCCGGGCUGACCCGACUCGCUGGCGCUUCAUGGAGAACUUCCAAAAGGUGGAAAAGAUCGGAGAGGGCACGUACGGAGUUGUGUACAAAGCCAAAAACAAGUUGACGGGAGAAGUGGUGGCGCUUAAGAAAAUCCGCCUGGACACUGAGACCGAGGGUGUACCCAGUACUGCCAUUCGAGAGAUCUCUCUGCUUAAGGAGCUUAACCACCCUAAUAUUGUCAAGCUGCUGGAUGUCAUUCACACAGAAAAUAAACUCUACCUGGUUUUUGAAUUUCUGCACCAGGAUCUCAAGAAAUUCAUGGAUGCCUCUGCUCUCACGGGCAUUCCCCUUCCCCUCAUCAAGAGCUAUCUGUUCCAGCUUCUUCAGGGCCUAGCUUUCUGCCAUUCUCAUCGGGUCCUGCACCGGGAUCUUAAGCCCCAGAAUCUGCUUAUCAACACAGAGGGGGCCAUCAAGCUAGCAGAUUUUGGACUAGCCAGAGCCUUUGGAGUCCCUGUUCGUACUUACACCCAUGAGGUGGUGACCCUGUGGUACCGAGCACCUGAAAUUCUUUUGGGAUGCAAAUACUACUCCACAGCUGUGGACAUCUGGAGCCUGGGUUGCAUCUUUGCUGAGAUGCACCUAGUGUGUGCCCAGCACCAUGCUAGGUGCUGUGGGGAACACAGAAGAAAUGGAAGACACAGUCUCUGCCCGCUGUGCUCCUAUCUAGAAGUGGCUGCAUCACAAGGAGGGGGGAUGACCGCAGUGUCUACCCCAAACCCCGUGACCCGCAGGGCCCUGUUUCCUGGAGAUUCUGAGAUUGAUCAACUCUUCCGGAUCUUUCGGACUUUGGGAACCCCAGAUGAGGUGGUUUGGCCAGGAGUUACUUCUAUGCCUGAUUAUAAGCCAAGUUUCCCCAAGUGGGCCCGGCAAGAUUUUAGCAAAGUCGUGCCUCCCCUGGAUGAAGAUGGACGGAGCUUAUUAUCGCAAAUGUUACACUACGACCCCAACAAGCGGAUUUCUGCAAAGGCAGCUUUGGCUCACCCUUUCUUCCAGGAUGUGACCAAGCCAGUACCUCAUCUGCGACUCUGAUGUCCUUCCCCAAGCCCCCACCCCCAGUCUCACCCUCUUCUCCAGUGCCAGCUUGACCUGGCUUGUCUCUGGGCUACCUGGACUCAGGUGGGCCUUCUGGUCUUGUCUGGCUGCCUUAACACUUGCCUGCUCUGUUGGCAAACCAACUCUGGGGAUAUAGAACGGAGGGGAGCAACAGGUGAAUAUGAAAGGACGUUUCAGUAUUAGAUGCACUUAAGUCAGCCUCCACUACCCUCUCUCUGUCCUCUUAGUCAUUGCUGAGGAGGAUUGAUAUUAAAACAAACAAAAAAAUCUUGACUGUUCUCCCCCCAGGUGGGAUUUACCAUCUCUGAAUGCCCCAUAAUUAUUAUUGUGUUUGGGAGGAUGGGGACAUCAAGCCUCCUGCUGCUACUGUUUUCCUAAAGUCCCAUGGAUAGCAGGGAGCUAAAUCAGAACUUUUGAGAACCAGGGGAAACAAAACCAAAGGGAGGUGUCUGCUUUAGAGGAUUAGGUUAAAAUAGAUCCAGUCAGUUUAUGUGACUUUUAGUGUUUCACCUCACUGUGAACAGACUGUGAGACUGAAGACUCAGCCCAGUGGGGCUACAGAAGAAAACGAGGGCCCCCCAUUCACUUGCCUGUCCCUUCUAUGGGCAAGAGGAAUCUGGGAGGUUCUGGGACAGGGAUUAUACUUCAUUCCAAUCUAUUGCUUCACCGUGGCCUUACGUGGCAUGUUUGAGUGAUAAAGUUUGAGGUUUUCUCUUCCUUUUAGAAUUCUUAGCUCUACAGUUGUCAGGGAUCCCUGUUCCCAUUCCUGUGAAGUCUGCCCCCCCUCCCCCACCUAUAGGAGUGGAAGUUAAGAUUUAGACAUCAUUCUGAGAAUGCAGACACAUUUUCAGGGCUGUGACUGGGUGAGGGGGUUGGGAAAACAUUUUUCUUUAAAAGAAGGAUGAACAAUUAUAUUUAUAUUUCAGGUUAUAGUAGGUUUUUUUUUUUUUGUCAGAGAGGGUGGAUUUGUUGCCAUGUGCACCUUGGGAUUUUGUAAUGCGAAUGUUUUAAAAGUUUUUUUUUCCUUUUUAUGAUUUAGUCUUCCUUCUUUUACCCCUUGUCCUUGAGUGUUCUUCCUAUUAACAUUAUUUGUAACUUAGUUUGUACUUCAUUAAAAAAAAAAAAGAUGUUCCCA